Messenger RNA from Prunus armeniaca (apricot), 1590 nucleotides. The record is from the annotation of a GenBank genome assembly. NCBI's taxonomy places the organism in Eukaryota, Viridiplantae, Streptophyta, Magnoliopsida, Rosales, Rosaceae.
AUGGAUCAUAAAGAAAAGUUAUGUGCAGAUGCCUGGGAAAAUCCUUCCUCUGGGAAUGAUUUAACAAAUAAGAUUUCCUCAGAUUGUCCUCCUUUUGCCAAUUUCAAACCACAGCUCCAUCAACAGAAGUGGGAAGAUCCCUCUAUUUUAGAUUAUGGUGGCAUCAGGAUUGAACCAUCCUUCCAGGAAUUCAACCAGCCUUCUGAAACUCAAACAUCCCUUCCUUGCAACUCCAAUAAUGAUACAAAAAUGGCAAAUCGAGAAGAUGGUCGGAUGCGUGAGACACCCCAGGCCAAUAAAAGUCAAGAUUGGGAUCCAAGAACAAUGUUGAACAAUCUUUCUUUCUUGGAACAAAAGAUCCACCAGCUCCAGGAUUUAGUGCAUUUGAUUGUCGGCCGGAGAGGUCAAGUUCUAGGACGACCAGAUGAACUUGUGGCUCAGCAACAGCAGCUCAUAACUGCUGAUCUGACUUCAAUUAUUGCUCAGUUGAUCUCUACUGCAGGUAGUCUUCUACCAUCCGUGAAGCAUACACUUUCCACCGCGACACCUUCUAUUGGACAGUUUGGGCAGCUUGGUGGGUCAUUUGUUCCUUCUGGAGUAGGAACUGAUGCUUCUGUGAAGCUGCAAAAUAGUAACAGAAGCAAAUUAGCUGAUCAAUCCAACCAGACAGAUCUCAUCAGUAAUUAUGGGACUGAGCAAAACUACAGCGUUGAAGAACACGAAUCAAAAGACGAAGAAGAUGCUGAUGAAGGUGAGAACCUUCCACCUGGCAGCUAUGAAAUUUUACAGUUAGAGAAAGAAGAAAUCCUUGCACCUCACACUCACUUCUGUGCAAUAUGCGGAAAGGGAUUCAAGAGGGAUGCAAAUUUAAGGAUGCACAUGAGAGGUCAUGGAGAUGAGUACAAAACCCCAGCAGCACUUGCGAAGCCCAACAAAGAAUCUAGCUCUGAACCCACACUUAUCAAAAGGUAUUCCUGCCCUUAUGCUGGCUGCAAGCGGAACAAGGAUCACAAAAAGUUUCAGCCAUUGAAGACUAUCUUAUGUGUCAAAAAUCACUACAAGAGAACCCACUGUGACAAAAGUUACACUUGCAGCAGAUGCAACACCAAGAAGUUCUCUGUUAUUGCAGAUCUUAAAACUCAUGAGAAGCAUUGUGGUAAGGACAAAUGGCUUUGUUCUUGUGGCACUACCUUCUCAAGGAAAGACAAGCUUUUUGGGCAUAUUGCCCUUUUUCAAGGCCAUACUCCUGCCAUACCCGUUGAUGAAACGAAAGGAACUCUAGGGCCAGCCGACCAUGGGGAAGGCAGUGAAGCAUCAAACAGAGUUGGAAAUAUUAACUUCAGUUUUGGCUCCACUGCUCCUGGUGUGGGUGAUGUAGUUCAAAAUCUCAUGGAUGUGAAAGAAAGUAUCAAUGAUCCUACUAGUUAUUUCUCCCCAUUGAAUUUUGAAACAUGUAAUUUUGAUGGGUUUCAUGAGUUCCCUCGACCCCCAUUUGAGGAUUCAGAGAGUUCAUUCACUUUUCUCAUGCCAGGGUCCUGUAAUUACACUCACAAAAGUGGAGGCGAGCCAAAUUCGAAUGAUCUGGAGUGA